Messenger RNA from Stylophora pistillata, 1606 nucleotides. RefSeq names its product NEDD8-activating enzyme E1 catalytic subunit. The record is from RefSeq and is a predicted model, not a curated record. Gene Ontology annotation, molecular function: NEDD8 activating enzyme activity. NCBI's taxonomy places the organism in Eukaryota, Metazoa, Cnidaria, Anthozoa, Scleractinia, Pocilloporidae. Gene Ontology annotation, cellular component: nucleus; cytoplasm. Gene Ontology annotation, biological process: protein neddylation.
GCCUUGUUGGCCGCUGGUUGCAGCUGGGCAUAAUGGAGGUAGAGGAGAAUUCUUCGGAAACUCCAAUGGUGGUAGAAAAUAAAGGUGACUGGUCAGGCAGAUGGAGUCAUGUUCAGCGACUCUUGUUAAGGAGUGGGCCUUUGGCUCAUCAAGACUUUGAACCUGGACCACAGGUUCUUGAAUUUAUGCUUGAUACUGCUAAAAUUCUGGUUAUUGGAGCAGGAGGAUUAGGCUGUGAAUUACUGAAAGAUCUAGCGUUGUGUGGAUUUAGGAACAUAGAUGUUAUUGAUAUGGACACAAUAGAUGUUUCAAACCUAAAUAGACAGUUUUUGUUCAGACCAAAAGAUAUAGGAAAACCCAAAGCUAUUGUAGCUGCAGAGUUUAUCAACAGUAGAGUGGCAGGCUGCAAUGUUACUCCACAUUUUAAAAAGAUUCAAGACCAUGAUGCAGAUUUUUAUAGAGGAUUUCACCUCAUAGUCUGUGGAUUAGAUUCCAUUGUGGCAAGGAGAUGGAUAAAUGGAAUGGUGCUUAGUCUGUUAGAGUAUGAAGAUGAUGGCACACUGGAUCAGACUAGUAUUAUUCCCAUGGUAGAUGGUGGAACAGAAGGUUUUAAAGGUAAUGCACGAGUUAUUAUACCAGGUUUAACGGCAUGUGUGGAGUGCACACUUGAUCUCUAUCCACCACAAGUUAACUUUCCUUUGUGCACUAUUGCGCACACUCCUCGUAUGCCAGAACACUGUGUGGAAUAUGCCAAGGUAUUAGUUUGGCCACAAGAACAUCCCUUUGGAGAGGGUGUGCCCGUUGAUGGAGAUGACCCCACCCAUGUUCAGUGGAUUUAUGACAAAGCUAAAGAAAGGGCAGAUAGUUUUAACAUCCAGGGAGUGACAUACAGACUAACACAAGGUGUAGUAAAGCAUAUUAUUCCUGCUGUAGCAUCCACCAAUGCUGUCAUUGCAGCUGCUUGUGCUCUUGAGGUGUUCAAGCUGGUAUCCAGUUGCUGUAACCCACUGAACAACUACAUGGUGUUUAAUGAUACUGAUGGACUGUACACAUACACUUUUGAGGCUGAGAAAAAGGAUGACUGCCCAGCUUGUAGUCAACGACCUCAAGUAUUAACCUUGCCUGAGGAUGCCACCCUAAAAUCCCUGAUUGAUAUUCUGACAGAGAGCCAGACAUAUCAGAUGAAGGCACCUGGUCUCACAACUGUAAUUGAUGGAAAAAACAAAACCUUGUACAUGCAGACAGUGAAGUCUAUUGAGGAGAGGACAAAACAAAAUCUACCCAAGAAGUUAAAAGAUAUUGGCCUGACUGAUGGACAGGAAGUGGUAGUAGCAGAUUCCACAACUCCCAAACCAAUAAUUUGUAGAAUAGACUUCUCCUCUGGAAUGGAAUGAACCUUUUAUUUCAAAUUAUGUUCUUUUAAGGUGUCUCACAUUUUUUACAACCUAUGAUAAAAAAAUACAUGUAAGCCUGUCCUAAUACAAGAUUUUUUCUAUUUUGUGUUCCAAUAAAAAAAAGUCAAUGCAUGUUGUACAUUUUAUAUUAAUUUCUUUGUAUUGCAUAAAUCUAUGUAAUUUGUUUUGUAAAUAAAGUUAUUUCCUUUGUU